Drosophila willistoni is the source of this 1845-nucleotide messenger RNA. RefSeq names its product asparagine--tRNA ligase, cytoplasmic. The record is from RefSeq and is a predicted model, not a curated record. Gene Ontology annotation, molecular function: asparagine-tRNA ligase activity; nucleic acid binding; ATP binding. Gene Ontology annotation, cellular component: cytoplasm. NCBI's taxonomy places the organism in Eukaryota, Metazoa, Arthropoda, Insecta, Diptera, Drosophilidae. Gene Ontology annotation, biological process: asparaginyl-tRNA aminoacylation. The transcript is spliced from 2 exons. The coding region runs from base 52 to 1698 and encodes 548 amino acids.
CUUGCAUUUUAAACAGUGAAGUCCUUUAUUUGAAAAUAAAAGUACAGCAAUAUGUCAGGUGAAACUGGAUUGUAUACUUCGGAAAAGCGCGGCAACGAUCAGUCCGGCGAUGGUACUCAAAAAAAACCCCUCAAGACGAUACUGCAGGCCAUGCGUUCUGUGGGAGAGCCAUUUCCCACUAUAUUCGUAGACUCAACAGCUCCUGGCCAGAUUUUUGAACCGGCAGCCAAGUCGCAAUUAAAGAAAAUUCAAAAAAUCUAUGCACGGGAUGGCCAAAAGAAUGUGGGUAAGAUACAACGUGAAGCUGAAGAUGCCGUAAAGCGUCAACAAAAUCUGGACGAGGCACGUAAAGUGAAGAUUCAAGAGGACAAAAAAUUGCCUGUAGCUAAGAGGAUACGCAUUCGGGAGAUUGGCACGCACGGAGGAUCUCGGGUCAAGGUCUUUGGUUGGGUGCAUCGUCUACGACGACAGGGUAAGGCCUUGAUGUUCGUAACUCUAAGGGACGGCACUGGUUUCCUGCAGUCUGUGCUGACGGAUUUAAGAUGCCAGACCUACGAGGCAUUGAUGUUGAGCACUGAGAGUGCAGUGGCCUUGUAUGGCGUACUGAAACCAGUGCCAGAUGGCAAAUCGGCCCCUGGAGAUCUUGAAUUGCAUGUGGACUUUUGGGAAUUGAUUGGAUUGGCUCCACCCGGUGGAGCUGAUGCCAUACUCAACGAGGAAGCCCAUCCCGAUGUACAGCUGGAUAACAGGCACAUUAUGAUCCGAGGUGAGAACACCUCCAAAGUGUUGAAGAUGCGUUCCGUGGUAAUGCAGGCAUUUAGGGCUCAUUAUGAGGAUAGAGGAUACAAUGAGGUGACUCCUCCCACUUUGGUGCAAACUCAAGUGGAGGGUGGUUCCACUCUUUUCAAAAUGCAAUACUUUGGAGAGGAAGCUUUCCUCACCCAAAGCUCGCAGCUCUACUUGGAGACUUGUUUGCCGGCACUGGGUGAUGUAUUUACCAUUGCUCAAAGUUAUCGGGCCGAACAGAGUCGUACUCGUCGCCAUUUGGCCGAAUACACUCACAUUGAGGCCGAAUGUCCAUUCAUCAGCUAUGAUGAUCUUUUGACACGUCUGGAGGAUUUGGUUUGCGAUGUUGUGGACCGUGUCCUUAAGGGACCCUACGGUCAAUUGGUCUACGAGCUAAACCCCGAUUUCAAGGCUCCCAAGAGGCCAUUCAGACGCAUGGAUUAUGCCGAUGCCAUCAAAUGGCUGAAAGCCAACGAUGUGCGAAAGGACGAUGGCACUUUCUAUGAGUUUGGCGAGGAUAUACCAGAGGCUCCGGAACGAAAAAUGACCGAUACGAUCAAUGAACCCAUUUUGCUAUGUCGAUUCCCAGUGGCCAUCAAAUCAUUCUACAUGUCUCGAUGCCCUGAGGAUCAACGUCUGACCGAAAGCGUUGAUGUGCUAUUGCCCAAUGUUGGUGAAAUUGUCGGCGGCUCCAUGAGGAUCUGGGAUAGCGAAGAGCUACUUAAGGGCUAUGCCCGCGAGGAGAUUGAUCCUACUCCAUAUUAUUGGUAUACGGAUCAACGUGUCUAUGGCACUAUGCCCCAUGGCGGCUAUGGUCUGGGUCUGGAACGUUUCCUUUGCUGGCUGCUCAACAGAUAUCAUAUUCGUGAUGUCUGUCUAUAUCCUCGUUUCCUGGACAGAUGCAGACCCUAAGCAUUGGAGGAUUGGCUUCAGUUUAAACAGAUGUCUUAUAACCACUUAUAUAUCUUAAUCUUUUUCAACUAUUGCUGAUAUACAUACAUAUAUAUAUAUGAAUGAAUUGUAUUUUAUUAAAUGAAAUAAAUCGCAUUGAAAUCUUAA